AUGGAGCACAAGGGGCCAAUUGUGCUUCAUGCGUGCAGGCUGGCCUUGUGUGCAACCAGCAACGGCCGUGUGAGAGAUGCGUGGAGGCGGGCACAGGGGCGACGUGCAGCCUGCGGCGCAAGCGUGGCCGGCCACGCAAGCUCAAGCCCGACCCCAACGCCCCCAAGCCCACGCCGCCACCACCCAAACCACGUACGCCGCACCCCCCCCCCGAUCUUGAACUCCGACUUUUCUAAGUACUAUCUCGCCCGCCUUGCCUCGCGCCACACCCAGUACUGCCUCUAUGCGUGGCGCGACCACCCGCACCGCCAGCUUCUUCGAUGA
Messenger RNA from Acanthamoeba castellanii str. Neff, 324 nucleotides. RefSeq lists its product as uncharacterized. The record is from RefSeq and is a predicted model, not a curated record. Lineage: Eukaryota; Discosea; Longamoebia; Acanthamoebidae. The coding region runs from base 1 to 324 and encodes 107 amino acids. The transcript has 2 exons.